Tetranychus urticae (two-spotted spider mite) is the source of this 2299-nucleotide messenger RNA. NCBI's taxonomy places the organism in Eukaryota, Metazoa, Arthropoda, Arachnida, Trombidiformes, Tetranychidae. The record is from RefSeq and is a predicted model, not a curated record.
AGGUCAACAUCAAAGGGAAGUUUUCCUUUUCAAUGAUCUACUUUUAGUAACCAAAGUAUAUAAGAAAGGUGCUGCAUCACGAACCUCUGUAACAUCAUCUUCAAUGGCUUCAAAUCAGCUGGGAAAUGGUGGUUCAGUGGCUUCACAAUUGUACAGUUAUCGUCGAAGUAUUUUAUUAACAUCAGUCAAUGUUUCCCUGUUCUCUACACUCUAUUAUCCUUAUGGAAUUAAAAUUUCCUCAAGAGUUGAUAAAGAUAAAACAUUGAUUUUAUUUAAUGCACGUAAUGAUACAGAUAGAUUUAAAUUUUUUGAAGACCUUAAAGAAAGCAUUGCUGAAAUGCAUCAAAUGGAAAUAAUCCGAAUUCAGUCAACUAUGGGUAAUUCAAAUGGUUGUUCAGCUUCAGCUUCACCUUCAAAUAAUUCUUCAUCAUCAGCCAAAAGAUUAACAGUUAAUUCUGUAGGUACUGUUUCCAGUUCAUCAAUACCUACCACUGGAAAUAGUAAUACAUUGAAAACGUCUUCUUCCAUUUCACAUUCGUCUUCAUCGGCGACAACAAUAGCAACACCAACAACAACAUCUACAGGAAAUCUUCCCAAUUUAAAUCAUUCUUCUCUUAUGGAUUUAACAGCAACUUCAUCCAAUUCUUCAUCGCCAUCUUCUUCAUAUUCCUCACCAAAAUCAGGACUUUCUUCUAAUAAACACCAAGUUAACAAAGUAUCAGUAUCAACAUCUUCAUUAGAUUCUGCUCUUCCAAAUAAUAAAGCAUCACUUCCAUCUUUACCUAUUCAACCAUCUUCUUCUCAAUCAACUUCCUCUUCAUCUUUAUCAACUGCAGCAGUAACAAACACAACAAAUCAAGGGUCAAAUUCAAAUACAGAUUCAAUGACUAGUUCAUUGUCAACAACAUUAACUAUGACACCACAUAGUCUUGUCUCAUCAGCAUCAUUAUCAUCGUCAUCAUCAACAUCAUCAUCGUCGUCAUCUUCAUCAACAAACCAACCAUUAACGUCAACUCAAAUUCAAAAUUCAACAUCGACUGCGUUAACAGCGACAACAACUCAUUAUGUUUAGAUAAUAUUGAAAUUUUAUUUUUGUUUACUCGAAUUAUUCUAAUCAUUAUUUUCUGAUGCUGAUUACUCAAAAAACAAACAACCAUAAUAACAUCAACACCAAAUUCAAAUUAUUAUCGGCAACGUUAAACCUAAUAUUCGACAUAAUUUUGCGCAAAUAAUUGGGCGCUUAUAGAGAUGAACCAAUUAAUAUACCAAAAAAGACAUCAAAGUGACAAUAAUUGAGGAAACCAAAGGAGGUAUUUGUUUGAGAACCCACUCAAUUUGAAUUUUUUUUGGUUAAAAUCAAAUUAUCGUCAUUACUCAUUCAAAAUGAAACAAAUUAUCUCACCUAUAAAACGAGAGAAAGACACAAAUUUGAAUUAAUACCAUCAUUCAAUAUAGCUGAACAAUCUGUUACAAUUGAAAAUAACGCCUUUCUCUCGCUUAAAUGUCAACCGAGAUCCAUUUAAAAAUAAACGAGUCAAGUCCUGAUUAAGCUGGAGACAUCAAGUAAUAACAUUAAAGAUGUAGAUGAAAACAAAGAUAAAUUGAACAUCAAGUCAAACCUGAUUAAAGAGAAUUCAAAAAUUUAGUCAAAAGCGAAUCAAAACCAAACUGAAAAGCAAAUGAUGAAGAACAAAUUGAAAAUUACAUAGGGGAUUCUGAUAAAUACCACCAUCAUGAUCAAUCCCAUCAAUUGAGGAAGGAACUUCCUGUUGGAACAACCAGUACCAUCCAUGGUUCAACAUCAAAUGGAGGUGAAAGGAAACAAGAGAAUUAUGAACUAUCGCAAGAAAUUAUGGAUUUACGUUUAGAGAUUCUGUUACGUAAAUAUGGUAAAGAAUCUCUUAAAGCAGCUUCAGUUAUACAAAAAGCUUACCGUAAUUAUCAGUUGAAUAAAAGGUUUAAUAAUUUGGCUUUGAAUGCUUUACGUGUCAACAAUCAGGAAAAAGAACAUAAGAAACAACUUCAACGAAAGCAACAACAACGUCAACCUCAACGUAAACGGUCGUCGGUAAUCGAACACCGUCUCAACGUAACCGGUGGAAAAAGUGCUUCAAAUGGACUACUUGUCAGUGAUUUUUUUGAUGCUAGUCAAUCAUUUGAACCUUUACAUCAACAACUUCAAUCUUCUCAAUUUAGUGAACCCAAAUUAACUCGAACCAGUUCAUCAUCAUCGGCUUCUAAAGUUGUCAUUAGUGGAGGCCGCGUGGUGACCAAGAAAGUCUCUGCCAAUUCUAAUCAA